Indicator indicator is the source of this 742-nucleotide messenger RNA. Its product is annotated as alpha-1-acid glycoprotein 1-like. NCBI's taxonomy places the organism in Eukaryota, Metazoa, Chordata, Aves, Piciformes, Indicatoridae. Bases 1 to 594 code for a protein of 197 amino acids. The record is from RefSeq and is a predicted model, not a curated record. The transcript is spliced from 6 exons.
AUGUUGGCCUCCCUCACCCUCCUCCUGGGGCUGCCACUCGCCCUCACCACCGAGCCCCCCACCUGCACCCCGCUCGUCCCAGUCACCUUCGACAGUGACACCAUCCCCAGGCUCCUGGGAGCAUGGAUCUACAUCACUGGUGCCUCCAAAUACCCACCUCACCUGGAGGAGCUCAAAGCAGUCAAAUACGCCAUUUUUUCCCUCCUUCCUGGCAGCCAUGAGGAUGAGCUCAAUGUCCUGGAAGUCAUGAGAAUGAAUGAGACCUGCAUGACAAGGAACACCAGCAAGAUCCAGGUCUUUCGGGAAAACUCCACCCUGAUGCAUGUCGAUGAAAAUGUGACUUCUACAGCCCAACUUAUCCAAAAUGACAAAGGCUUCCUCAUCCUGAACCACUCCAAUGGCAACUUCCCAGGUCUGAGCUAUUCAGCACGAACACUCAACGUGAGCAAGGAGUACCUGGAGGAGUUCAGAGCCCAGCUGCACUGCCUGGGCUUCACCGAUGAGGAGAUGUUCUUCACUUCUGAAAAGUAUGCCUGUCCCCUGCCUGGAGAGAAGACAGAUGAAGGUGACACAGAGUCUCAGCUGGGUAACUGACUUGGGCUGUCAGCCACUCCAUCCUCCUCCAGCUCCUCCACCGGGACAGCCAUUCCUACAGCCCUGGAUGGACUCAGCUCAGCCUCAGCACUUUGUGUGGAGGUUUUAUUUCUCCCUCCCUGACGCAUCACCUGCUUUUCCUGUUCUC